Messenger RNA from Triplophysa dalaica, 2583 nucleotides. It is a transcript of the gene slc30a5, whose product is annotated as solute carrier family 30 member 5. NCBI's taxonomy places the organism in Eukaryota, Metazoa, Chordata, Actinopteri, Cypriniformes, Nemacheilidae. Gene Ontology annotation, biological process: intracellular zinc ion homeostasis; transmembrane transport; zinc ion transport. Gene Ontology annotation, cellular component: Golgi apparatus; membrane. The record is from RefSeq and is a predicted model, not a curated record. The coding region runs from base 214 to 2535 and encodes 773 amino acids. The transcript is spliced from 17 exons. Gene Ontology annotation, molecular function: zinc ion transmembrane transporter activity.
UGCAAGGAAGUGUUCACGUCACUUCUCAGUCCACAAUGUUGCUAUUAGCUAACAGUAAAAUUUGAUUUCUAAUCAAUAUGUUUUUCAAAAACCAACGAUUACUAUUUCAGGGCUCAACGCUGUGUUUGGUAAACAGUACAUGAGCCAUUUCCGCACCGAAGAGGCCUGGAAUCUGAGCUUAGUUUCGUUGUCAGCCUUCUGAACAGCAGCAGAAUGGAUGAGAAAUACAGCAGUAAUGUCAUCUCCGGUGGAAAACUGGGGCGAGUUGAGGCUCCAAAUGCCAGGCUGACCCGGUACAUAGUGCUGCUCUUCUUUACCAAGCUGCUGAAGGCCUUUGGGAUAUUUGAGUCCUAUGACCUUCUUAAAGUUGUGCACAUUGUACAGUUUCUCUUUAUACUGAAAUUGGGGUGUGCCGUGAUAUUGAUUUUCUUUCAAAAGCCAUUCUCAUCAGGAAAAAUGAUACCUAAAAGACAGUGGAUAAAAAUCCUCAAACACUCGGUCAUGAGCUGCGUCAUUUCCCUGUUGGGGUUCUUCGGGUUGACGCUCUGUGGCCCACUCAGGACACUAUUACUGUUCGAGCACAGUGACUUGGUGGUGAUCUCGCUCCUCAGCGUUCUUUUCACUAGCUCUGGAGGGGGACCUUCUAAGACAAGGGGUGCUGCUUUCUUCGUUAUAGCUGUCAUCUGCUUAUUGCUGUUUGACAAUGACGAUCUCAUGGCAAAGAUGGCAGAGCACCCUGAAGGACACCAUGACAGUGCUCUUACCCAUGCGUUGUACACAGGAAUUGCGUUUCUAGGAGUGGCGGACCACAAGGGUGGAGUGGUUCUCCUGGUUCUGGCUCUGUGCCUGAAGGUGGCCUUUAACACAGCAUCUAGAAAACUAUCAGUGGAGAUAGGUGGUGCGAAGCGCCUUUAUGCUCUGUCUAACCUGGUGUCCUCCGUAGUUUUGCUGCCUUGGGUCAUAGUGCUGUCUGCAACCACUGAGAGUAAGGUGGAAUCCUGGUCAGGCCUCAUCUUGCCGUUCUUUAUGAUCAUCUUCUCUGUGAUGAUACUUGACUUUUACGUGGAGUCCAUCUGCACGACAAAGCUGGAAGCUCCACGCUGUGCCCGCUAUGGCUCUAUGUUCCUGUUCCUCUGUGGCCUGCUGCUGGCUAACUUCUGGACCCAUCCAUUAACUGACCAGCUCAGAGUUAUAAGUAAAACAGUCCAGCAGAGUAGCACUGAGCAUGUGCUGUCGGGUGGGGUGCUGGUUAGCGCUUGCUUCUUCAUCAUGGCCGACUGUGUGUUAUCAGCCCCAUCAUCAAAGGGACAGAAAGGUACACUGGUGGGUUACUCUCCUGAAGGAACACCUCUUUAUAACUUCAUGGGAGACGCCCUCCACCACACAUCUCAGUCUAUGCCUCGCUUCAUCAAAGACUCCCUUAAACAGAUCCUGGAGGAGUAUGACUCACGACAGAUCUUCUACUUCCUCUGCCUUAACCUGGCCUUCACAUUCGUAGAGCUCUUCUAUGGUGUUUGGACCAAUAGUCUGGGGCUGAUCUCGGAUGGUUUUCACAUGCUGUUUGACUGCUCAGCUCUGGUGCUGGGACUUUUUGCUGCCCUCAUGACCAGAUGGAAGGCAACCAGGAUAUAUUCCUAUGGGUAUGGUCGUGUGGAAAUCCUCUCUGGAUUUAUCAAUGGCCUGUUUCUCAUGGUCAUAGCUUUUUUUGUGUUCAUGGAGUCAGUCACCAGACUUAUCGAUCCACCAAACAUCAACACAGAUAUGUUGACGCCGGUGUCGGUCGGCGGACUCAUCGUUAAUCUGGUGGGUAUUUGUGCUUUCAGCCAUGCUCAUUCUCAUGGAGCCUCCAAAGGAAGCUGCUCUGGGCAUGAGCACGGCCACUCUCAGCACGGGCAUGCAGAACACAGCCACGGAGGCCAUGGACACAGUCAUGGAGGACAUGGACACUCACAUAGCCACGGCCAUUCCCAUGGAUCUUCUGGAGGAGGAAUGAAUGCUAAUAUGAGAGGAGUGUUUCUUCAUGUGCUUGCCGACACAUUGGGCAGUGUUGGUGUGAUUAUAUCCACAAUUCUCAUCAGGCAGUUCGGAUGGCUGAUCGCAGACCCCAUUUGUUCUCUUUUCAUUUCCACGCUAAUUUUUCUCAGUGUCAUUCCUCUUAUAAAGGAUGCUUGUGAGGUACUUCUGCUGAGAACUCCACCUCAGCAAGAAAAAGAGCUCAACCUUGCUCUUGAGAAGAUUCAGAAAAUAGAAGGGGUUUUGUCCUACCGUGACCCACACAUUUGGAGACAUUCCGCCAGUGUCAUUGCUGGGACAAUUCAUCUUCAACUCAUGUCUGAUGUGUUUGAACAGCGUAUUAUUCAACAGGUGUCAGCUGUGUUUAAAGAUGCUGGUGUUAAUAACCUGACUAUUCAACUGGAAAAAGAGGCCUACUUUCAGCACAUGUCUGGCCUUAGCACCGGAUUCCACGAGGUUCUAACCAUGACACAACAGAUGGAGUCCAUGAAAUAUUAUAAAGAUGGCACAUGUAUCAUGUAAACGGUUGCAUUAAAAAAAAUAUAGUGAAAUAAAGGGUUUUAAGAUGUA